AUGCUAGCUAACAGCUUAUCUCCUUCUUCACUUCCAUCUUCGGAGCCUUUUUCUUGCAAUGAAAAUGGUACUUCUUCCAAUAAUAAAAGAAAAAGAAGACCCGCCGGAACACCAGAUCCAGAUGCAGAAGUGGUGUCUCUCUCACCGAAAACAUUAUUGGAAUCAGAUCGAUAUGUAUGUGAGAUCUGCAACCAAGGAUUCCAAAGGGACCAAAAUUUGCAGAUGCAUAGAAGAAGGCAUAAAGUACCAUGGAAGUUACUCAAGAGAGAAACACCAGUUGUUAGAAAAAGAGUUUUCGUUUGUCCUGAACCAACUUGUUUGCACCAUGAUCCUUGCCAUGCUCUAGGUGAUCUUGUGGGAAUUAAGAAACACUUUAGAAGAAAACAUAGUAAUCAUAAACAAUGGGUUUGUGAAAGAUGUUCCAAAGGUUAUGCAGUGCAAUCUGAUUAUAAAGCUCAUCUCAAAACUUGUGGUACUAGAGGUCAUUCUUGUGAUUGCGGUCGUGUAUUCUCAAGGGUUGAGAGUUUUAUUGAGCAUCAAGAUGCUUGUAACAUGGGAAGGAUCCAUAAUUCAGAAUCUCAACCAUUACAAACACCAACUGCAUGUUUAUCAAGAACUGCUUCAAGUCCAAGUCCAUCAAGUGAAACAAAUUUCAACAAUUGUCCAUGGCAAACAAGGCUUCAAGUAAUGCAAAAUUCGAUAAAAGAAAAACCGAUAUUCAUGAACCCUAUUAUUACUCCAAUUACUACUAUUACGCCUUCUUCUCAAAUAACUUUGUCCAAGAACAAUAAACUUGUUCUCCAUCCAAACUUGGAACUUCAACUCUCCACCACAAACAACGCCAACAACGCCAGUAUGAGUCUGGCACCAGACACGCCUUCGAUCAGAAGUAUCAGUGCUACAGAGGCUAUUCAGAAGGCUAACAGGUCAACGCAGUUGCAUCUUGCAAUAGGGUCAUCAGAGAUGAGUCAUCACGAGAGAAAUGAAACAAACUAUUUUAGAAACAACUCAUACUCAUCGCCGAAAGAGAGUAGCAAUAGCAAUGAAAAGGUUCAAUCAACAAACAACAUGGCUUUGUUUAAGGUUCAAGAACAAACAAAGGAACAGCUAAGGAUAGCCAUGGCUGAAAAAUCCUAUGCUGAAGAUGCAAGGAAACAAGCAAAGAAACAAAUUGAAAUGGCUGAACAAGAAUUCAACAAUGCAAAGAGAAUCAGACAACAAGCACAAAGUGAACUUGACAAAGCUUACGGAUUGAAACAACAUGCAAUAAGGAAAAUCAAUUCAACUAUGCUUCAAAUCACUUGUCAAGCUUGCAAACAACAGUUUCAACAUGAAGAUAACUCUUUGGUGUUCAGCUAUGUUUCUUCUGCCAUAACAACUGAAGGUGGUGAAGUAGAAAAUGAUGAUGGAAAAGGCAAAAAAACUAACUAG
Vicia faba (fava bean) is the source of this 1431-nucleotide messenger RNA. The record is from the annotation of a GenBank genome assembly. NCBI's taxonomy places the organism in Eukaryota, Viridiplantae, Streptophyta, Magnoliopsida, Fabales, Fabaceae.